CGUUGACUUGGACUCCUGUUUCUGUUCGUCCGACAGCCGGCAGAACGGGAACAAAGCCGCACUAUGCCUGAACGGGAAGGUUGUCGGGGAGACUUGAAAAGCCAGAUGCGCAGUACGCACAAACCUUUAACCCGAAAUUCCCGGCAUUCCUCUUCAGGCAUGCAGGCAUCGAUGCUCAGCCAGCCUCGGAGUAGACUGUGUCAAUGACGCUGUGUUUUGGGUUGGUCGCCUCAGGCAGUGGCCGGCCUCGCAACCAGACUGGCUGGUCCGGAGAAACGUGAGGGAUCGCCUCAGGCCCCAAAAGACGGCCUCGUUUUCCAUUGCAUUCCUUUCUUUCCUCUCUUUUUCCUCUCUCAGCUUGUCAGCCCUUUCCCUUUCUUGUCUCACUCUUCUCAUUAUUGCCAUCUCUACCCCCUCUUCAGUCAAUGUAUUUACUCUUCUCCUGACAUCUGCUCUCCUCUCACCCUUUCCAUUGGUUAGAUUCUCUCUGACUUCAUCCUUCUGUCAAGCGCCAGUGUUACUCUUCCGACUGGGCAGGCCAGUUCCGGUUUAUAGGUUUCCCUGCCGAACUCGCCUGUACUCUUCGUUCUUUAACCAACGCUUGCCCAUUCACUCGUAUCCAAGCACCAUGAGCUCCUCAGAUGACGAUACCCCACUUGUGAAAGCAAACGGUCGAUCUACUGUUACCCCCAGCGUGACCAUGGGCGAUGCGACAGAGACAAAUGGCGAUGUCAACCCUGGCAUCUCGAACCGUUUUGGACCCGUGCAGAAGGACAAUGAUGUUCAGAUGACGGAUGCGGAAGCUCAGGACAACGGCGCCCUCAGCAAAAGAAAAGCGCGAACCAGUGUUGGUCAAAGAAAAUCUUACGCGGAACCAGAGAGCAGUGAAGAGGAUGAUCAGCCCUUGAGCAAGCGCCGUCGCACUUCUAUCAAGCAUGAAGAUCCGGAAACGGAUGAAGAUGUACCUCUAGCGCUCAACGGGAGAAAGCUGCCAAAGGCGGCGGAAACUUCUAUUAUUGAAGAGUCCGACUCCGAUGUCCCCAUUGAAAGGAAACUUGCUUCUCAGAAGAAGAGAAUUCAACAGAAAGCAGAAAAAGACGCCCAAGCUAGUCGCAAGCAAGAGUCCACGAAGGCGGCAGCGAACAAAAAGCCGACCAACGGCAUCAAAAAGGAGCCAGCAAAUGAUAAGAAGCCUGUGAAGAGGGCAUCUACAGCAAAGGUGAAGACAGAACCGAAGUCCGCGCAGUCUACCCCCGUGAAGAAAGGGAGUGCGAAAGCUACGCCAAUGAAGAAGGAAGAAAGCGAAGAGGCCGAGGAGGCUGAAGAAGAAGAAUACAAGUGGUGGGAAGAUCCCACGAAGGGUGAUGGAACGAAUAAGUGGACAACCCUCGAACACAACGGCGUCGUCUUUCCCCCGCCGUACGAACCCCUACCAAAGGAUGUCAAAUUGAAAUACGAUGGUGUUCCAGUCAAUCUUCACCCUGAUGCGGAAGAGGUGGCAGGCUUCUUUGGAAGCAUGUUGAAUGCGACUCAGCAUGUCGAAAACCCUACUUUCCAGAAGAAUUUCUUCAUGGACUUCCAAGACGUCCUGAAGAAGACAGGCGGCGCAACGGAUUCCAAGGGUAACAAGGUCAAUAUCAAGGACUUCUCCAAGUGCGACUUCCAGCCAAUAUUCGCAUACUAUGACAUGAAGCGCCUGGAGAAGAAGAACCUACCCCCAGCUGAGAAGAAGCGCCUGAAGGCUGAAAAAGAUGCUGAAGAAGCCCCCUAUACGUACUGCAUGUGGGAUGGCCGAAAGCAGAAGGUUGGAAACUUCCGUGUUGAACCCCCGUCUCUUUUCCGCGGCCGUGGUGAGCACCCCAAGACGGGACGUGUUAAGGCUAGAGUUCAGCCUGAGCAAAUUACCAUCAACAUCGGAAAAGACGCCCCUGUACCUCCACCGCCGGAGGGCCACCGUUGGAAAGAAGUCAAGCACGAUCGAGAGGGCACGUGGCUUGCAAUGUGGCAAGAGAACAUCAAUGGCAAUUACAAAUAUGUGAUGCUUGCCGCAAACUCCGAUGUUAAGGGCCAGAGCGAUUACAAGAAGUUCGAAAAGGCUCGUGAAUUGAAACAUCACAUUGAUAAGAUUCGCAAGGAUUACAAGAAGAAUAUGAAGAGCGAGUUGAUGGUGGAGAGACAAAAAGCCACGGCCGUCUACUUGAUAGAUCAGUUUGCCCUUCGUGCUGGUAAUGAAAAGGGCGAGGAUGAAGCGGAAACAGUCGGCUGUUGCUCGCUGAAGUACGACCACGUCACGCUCAAGCCACCAAACAAGGUUAUCUUCGACUUCUUGGGUAAGGACAGCAUCCGAUUCUACGAUGAAGUCGAGGUCGAUGCCCAGGUCUUCAAAAACCUGAAGAUCUUCAAGAAACAUCCUAAGGGUCCAGGCGAUGAGAUCUUCGAUCGGUUAACGACAUCUGCGCUCAACAAGCACCUUUCGAACUAUAUGCAGGGCUUGACGGCGAAAGUUUUCCGUACCUACAAUGCUUCACACACGAUGAGUACACUGCUCAAAGAGAUGAAAGCGACUGGCACCAUUGCAGAGAAGGUCAAGGCGUACAACGAUGCCAACCGUCAAGUGGCCAUUCUCUGUAACCACAAGCGAACUGUGACCGCGUCUCACGCUAAUCAAAUGGAGAAGAUGGGAGAAAGGAUCAAAGGUCUCCGUUACCAAAGAUGGCGUCUCAAGCAGCAGAUGCUUGAUCUGGAGCCUAGUCUUAAGAAGAAGAAGGGGGCUAAAUUCUUCGAAAUGGAUGAGGAUAUUGACAUGGAGUGGGUCAAAGAGCACCAGGCUUUCUUACUCGAAGAGCAACGCCAAAAGAUCCAGAAGAAAUUCGAUAAGGAUAACGAGAAGCUUGCGGCAGAAGGGGAGAAGGAAAUGAAGGCCAAGGAACUUGAUAACCGGCUGGAAGUAGUCAAGGACAUGGAGAAGAAGUUCAACAAAGAGAACAAGACAGGGAAAGUGGAAGCUGAAGGCAAAGGUCCCACAGUCGACAAGCUUGAGAAUGCCAUCCAGAAACUUGAACAGCGUAUUGAGACCAUGGAAUUGCAGGCUCAGGACAAGGAAGAUAACAAAGAAGUAGCCCUCGGGACGUCCAAAAUUAACUACAUCGAUCCUCGUCUCACGGUUGUUUUCAGCAAGAAGUUCAACGUCCCAAUUGAGAAGUUUUUCUCCAAGUCGUUGCGUGAGAAGUUUGAGUGGGCUAUCAAGUCCGUUGAGGAGGAUUGGGAGUUCUAGAUUAUUCCUUCCCCAGCAGAACUCGAAUUUUGAAAGUUUUACACGGCACUGCAUCUCGUUAUUUCCAUGUCCUUUUUAUCUUUAGUUGCUUCUAUUCCCUUCUCGGCCACCCUUGUGGCAAUAGAAGGGCUGUGAUAUAUGUCCCACAUUCUGGUUUCGAUAUCUCCUUUCAUCUUUCUGAGGUCAAUUUCCAAAGCAAAUUGGCUUUUUUGGAAUACGCUUGCAAGAGCCACAGACAUCUGUGGUAUACUUACUUCUAUCAUUGCUUCGCUCUGUUGUAUGUACAGCAACUCUUCAGACUCGCCAGCGAGAAAAGAACAAAGAGAAACAGAGAAGAAGGGAAGACGAAGAGAGGAAGCACUACCAUAUACCAAGCAAUACACAGGUCUGCAGACCUGGAAACUCAUCAAGAUGGAUAGAGCUUAGCAGCGACUUCUGCAGAAUACAAUAUUGUAUAUUCUUGUCAUCCUGUGCACUCCACUAAGUCAGCAGUACCUACAAUGUCUUGAACACUAGAACAUUGCCAGCAGUCGAAGCAGAAUGUAGACAUAGAACUAGGUCUCUUAACGCUGGACCUGAAUACCAGUGACUACCAAUAUGCCUUUUGCUCCAG
Aspergillus pseudonomiae is the source of this 3887-nucleotide messenger RNA. RefSeq names its product DNA topoisomerase 1. The transcript is spliced from 6 exons. The record is from RefSeq and is a predicted model, not a curated record. Gene Ontology annotation, molecular function: DNA topoisomerase type I (single strand cut, ATP-independent) activity; DNA binding. Lineage: Eukaryota; Fungi; Ascomycota; Eurotiomycetes; Eurotiales; Aspergillaceae. Gene Ontology annotation, cellular component: chromosome; nucleolus. The coding region runs from base 629 to 3274 and encodes 881 amino acids. Gene Ontology annotation, biological process: DNA replication; DNA topological change; chromosome segregation.